This is a messenger RNA of Momordica charantia (bitter melon), 1251 nucleotides long. Its product is annotated as beta-carotene isomerase D27. The record is from RefSeq and is a predicted model, not a curated record. Gene Ontology annotation, molecular function: iron ion binding. NCBI's taxonomy places the organism in Eukaryota, Viridiplantae, Streptophyta, Magnoliopsida, Cucurbitales, Cucurbitaceae.
CAAAUUAUGAAAAUGCUUCAGAAUUACAGAAAUUGGAUAUUUGCUCCCAAGUUCGAGAAAUGAAGCCUCUGGCUGUUCUUCGUCCUCCAGCUAUCUCUUCGCCUCCUCUGCGCUUCUCCUCCUCUAAAUCCCACCUUCGAAACCAUUCCAUUAACACCUCCUGUUCUGCUCUUCAAUCUGAAUCAAUAAUAAAGGAUGGAGUAUCUCCGAAGACCGAGUAUAAGCCGGGAAUUCUCGAUGAUUUCUUCCUCAACCUAUUUCGAAGCAAAAUGGUUCAGGAAGUGGGCUGGGAUUCUGAUAAACCAGGAUAUGGUGGACUAAUGGAAGUCGCGAAUAGGCUCACGAUGAAGGGCAAAACCAAUUCCGAUACCGUGGAAGCGUCGGUUCGAAUUUUAACAUCAUUAUUUCCUCCUCUUUUAUUGGAACUUUAUCGAAUGCUGGUAUCACCUAUAGCUGGUGGCAAAGUUGCUGCCAUUAUGGUCGCAAGGGUGACUGCGCUAACUUGUCAAUGGCUUAUGGGAACUAGUACGGUAAAUUCAAUUGAAUUACCUGAUGGAUCCUCUUGCCAAAGUGGGAUCUUUGUUGAAAAAUGUAAGUACUUGGAAGAAAGCAAAUGCAUAGGAAUUUGUAUCAACACCUGCAAGCUUCCAACUCAGAAUUUCUUCAAGGAUCAAAUGGGAGUUCCUCUAUUAAUGGAGCCGAACUUCACUGACUAUAGCUGUCAGUUCAAAUUUGGCGUUCUUCCUUCUCCGCCUGAAGAAGACAGCAUACUCAAAGAGCCUUGCUUAGAGAUAUGCCCAAACGCCACAAGAAGAAGAGAAGUUUCAGGGAAGAUGAGUGCAAUGCAGUGUCCAAAAGCAUAGACCGACCGGCCUUUGAGACUUGUUCGGGAUCGAGCUGAGUAAGCCAGGACUGCAAACCGAAUUGCCUUUGACAUCUCUGAAUUUGAAACUAGUUUGCCUUCCGCUACAGCUGAAUUCUCACAGAAGUCUCUUAAUUGCAAGAAGCUUCUGAUGCAUCCACGGUCAGGGUGGAAAUAGUUACUCAAAAAAUGCAUAUAUGAUCAAUUUCUCUUCAUAUUUCUUCCUAGGGGAGUCAUCCACAUCAAUGCUCAAGUUAUACUGAAAAAAUACUUAGAGAAUCCAAACGAUCUCAUGAGUUUGGAUUAUAAAGUUGAGAUAAUGUAUGAGUUUAUUAAUUCCAAACAAGUUGCAUGAACUUAGAUUAUAUAAAUCCAAGUUUUUUAACCUA